This is a messenger RNA of Zingiber officinale, 1062 nucleotides long. Its product is annotated as 40S ribosomal protein S2-4-like. Gene Ontology annotation, molecular function: RNA binding; structural constituent of ribosome. The record is from RefSeq and is a predicted model, not a curated record. Gene Ontology annotation, biological process: translation. Bases 65 to 886 code for a protein of 273 amino acids. Lineage: Eukaryota; Viridiplantae; Streptophyta; Magnoliopsida; Zingiberales; Zingiberaceae. The transcript has 2 exons. Gene Ontology annotation, cellular component: ribosome; cytosolic small ribosomal subunit.
UGUGACUUCCUCUACUUCCGCAUUCUCGCUUCUUGCCCGCCGCUCUCCCUUGUUCUCUUCCCUCAUGGCGGAGCGUGGUGGUGGAGAUCGUGGCGGCUUUGGCCGUGGAUUCGGGCGCGGGCGGGGUGAUCGUGGUCGCGGCGACCGCGGCCGUGGGAGACGCGGAGGGCGGCGUGACGAGGAGGAGAAAUGGGUGCCAGUCACCAAGCUCGGCCGCCUCGUCAAGGAGGGAAAAAUCACCAGCCUCGAGCAGAUUUACCUCCACUCGCUCCCCGUCAAGGAGCACCAGAUCGUCGACACCCUCCUCGGCGGCCGCCUCAAGGAUGAGGUCAUGAAGAUCAUGCCCGUGCAGAAGCAGACUCGUGCUGGACAGCGCACCCGCUUCAAGGCCUUCGUUGUCGUCGGCGACAGCGAUGGCCACGUCGGUCUUGGCGUUAAGUGCGCCAAGGAGGUCGCCACUGCCAUUCGUGGCGCCAUCAUUUUGGCCAAGCUUUCAGUCGUCCCCGUCAGGAGGGGAUUCUGGGGGAACAAGAUCGGGAAGCCCCACACUGUGCCCUGCAAGGUUACUGGAAAGUGCGGCUCUGUCACCGUCCGCUUGGUUCCGGCACCGAGAGGGGCAGGGAUCGUGGCUGCCCGUGUGCCGAAGAAGGUUCUCCAGUUUGCUGGAAUCGAGGACGUGUACACCUCAUCCCGCGGCUCGACCAAGACUCUGGGAAACUUUGUGAAGGCUACCUUUGAUUGCCUCAUGAAAACCUAUGGGUUCCUGACACCCGACUUGUGGUUGGACACUCGCUUCAGCAAAUCUCCCUUCCAGGAAUACACCGACUUGCUUGCAAAGCCUACCAAGGCAAGUCUCAUCGAAAGCACCGAGAGGGUCGAAGCUUAGGACUUUACGGAGUCGAUUCUCUCCCACCGCCCAUCUUACUUGCACAAGUAUGCUGAAAUAGGACUUUAAGUACUCGGUUUUUGUUUCUGUUAUGUCCUGAAAUUUAUGUUUUGCAUUAGUCUUUCUUCUUGCCUUGACAAUUUCUCCAUUAUAUUAUGUGCUACUUCUUAACAUAA